GAAAGGGGGUCAAUAUGGGGUAAUUGCUGACGGAUAAGCGUCACUUCGCCAUCACCUCUCAACCCAGUCGGACGUCGAAGCCUCAUCUCCAAGAAUGGCGCAAGCUGACAAACGUUUCAUCUUGAGAACUGCAGAACGCAUCUCUUUCUGCUUUGAUAUCUAUCUGGGCGAUGCUGGGGGUAAGCGAAGCCGUGCUGACCAUGAGGAUGUCAAUGUGGAGAAAAUGUCAGAACCUGCAAAGAAGAAAUUGAUCUUUAGUGAUGACGACAUGUCGCCACUGCCGGCCAGCCCACCUCCUGACGCUCCAUCAGGACAGGAGUCGCAACAGCAGCAGCCGGCAUCGCAGUCGAUUCCGCCACCUCAGGAGUCGCUAAUGCCACCUCCGACCGAAACACAGCCGUGA
This is a messenger RNA of Scylla paramamosain (green mud crab), 403 nucleotides long. RefSeq lists its product as uncharacterized. Bases 95 to 403 code for a protein of 102 amino acids. NCBI's taxonomy places the organism in Eukaryota, Metazoa, Arthropoda, Malacostraca, Decapoda, Portunidae. The record is from RefSeq and is a predicted model, not a curated record. The transcript has 2 exons.